AUGUGUGGGAUGCUUAUGGAUUUCAACUGGACUGAAAUAAUCAAAAGGAGACAACUCCUCAGAGAGGCAUUUGCUGGUUUUGAUCCCAAGAUUGUGAGCAAAAUGGGUGAAAAAGAAAUAAGUGACAUAUCCUCCAACAAAGAACUAAAUUUAGCAGAAAGCAGAGUCCUCUGCAUUCUGGACAAUGCAAAAUGCAUAACAAAGGUGAGUGAAGAAUGUGGAUCAUUCAGCAACUACAUGUGGGACUAUGUGAGUUACAAACCAGUGAUCAACAAAUUCAAACAACCAAGAAAUGUUCCACUGAGGAGUUCAAAGGCAGAGGUGGUGAGCAAGGAUCUGGUGAGACGCGGGUUCAGGUUCGUGGGGCCCGUCAUCGUGUACUCGUUCAUGCAGGCGGCUGGGAUGACCAUCGACCAUCUCGUCGACUGUUUCAGAUAUGCAGAAUGUGUUAAUCUUGCUGAGAGGCCAUGGAGGCAUGUGUGA
Molecule: messenger RNA, 483 nt
Organism: Striga hermonthica
Lineage: Eukaryota; Viridiplantae; Streptophyta; Magnoliopsida; Lamiales; Orobanchaceae
Source: the annotation of a GenBank genome assembly